AUGUACCGACCUGGUUACUGGUCCGACGACCCUAUGGACGGCGUCUUAGGCUCUGGUCUGGCCCGCGGCGGUGGUGCUGCACGCCGCUUCGAUGAAUAUUACCGCUGCUAUCCUGUCGCCAUGCUGCCUGGUCCCGAGAGGGAGAAUGUCAACCAUGGUGGCAAGGUCAUUAUGCCUCCAAGUGCAUUGGACAAGCUUACCCGACUUCACAUUACUUAUCCGAUGAUGUUCGAGCUCCACAAUGGCGCAAAGGGAAGGAAUACACAUGCGGGUGUCUUGGAGUUCAUUGCCGAGGAAGGAAAGAUUUAUCUACCAUUUUGGCUGAUGCAAACAUUAUUGCUCGAGCCCGGUGACCUCCUCCAGAUUAAAUCGACGGACCUCCCUCCCGGCCAGUUUAUCAAGCUUCAAGCACAGUCAACCUCCUUCCUCGAUAUUAGCGACCCCAAGGCCGUUCUUGAAAAUGCGUUUCGGAACUUCUCGUGCCUCAGCAAAGGCGAUGUUUUCACAUUCGGAUACAAUGAUCAAGUCUAUGAGAUGGCGGUGCUGGAAACCAAACCAUCUGGUUCCAAAAAUGCAGUUUCGGUGCUAGAAACUGAUCUGGAGGUUGACUUCGCUACUCCCGUCGGGUACGAAGAGCCACAACGCACAAGCGGCACCAGCACGCCUGGCAGCGCUGUCGGGGGUGGUAAACUUCCAGCCGGUGGAUUAUUGCACCCCCAUGGUAGCAUGGCGCAAUCAAUUAACUACCCGGCCAUCGCGCCCGAGGCUACCGAUGCCGCGGCGGGUGCCCGCGCUGCCUCCUCCAACUUCUUGACCGGUGGACAACGUCUAAAUGCGAAGAAAGGCAGCAAGGCCCCGACUCCAAACCCCUCCACGCCCACUCCUGGUGCAUCGGGCUCCCAAAACCCUCCCGCUCGCAGGGUCAAUGGCCCGCAACCCCUCCGACUUCCACCUAAUCAGCUCUUCUUCGGAUAUACCAUCAAACCAGCUAAGCCUAGAGAUGAAAACGGCCAGGUCAUUCCAGAUGAUCAGCCCAAGUUCCAAGGAAUUGGCCAGACGUUACGAGGAAAGAGAAAGGACCUUGCUGACUCCGCCACCGCCUCUGGUAGCGAAGCUGAGAGUCAGAAGGGCAAGGAAAGUGCCAAGAAAUCUGACGGCGGACGGACCCUGGGGAAACGCUAA
This is a messenger RNA of Penicillium brevicompactum, 1182 nucleotides long. Its product is annotated as polyubiquitin-binding protein UFD1. The record is from RefSeq and is a predicted model, not a curated record. Gene Ontology annotation, cellular component: VCP-NPL4-UFD1 AAA ATPase complex. The coding region runs from base 1 to 1182 and encodes 393 amino acids. The transcript is spliced from 3 exons. Gene Ontology annotation, molecular function: polyubiquitin modification-dependent protein binding. NCBI's taxonomy places the organism in Eukaryota, Fungi, Ascomycota, Eurotiomycetes, Eurotiales, Aspergillaceae.